Molecule: messenger RNA, 4582 nt
Organism: Haplochromis burtoni (Burton's mouthbrooder)
Lineage: Eukaryota; Metazoa; Chordata; Actinopteri; Cichliformes; Cichlidae
Gene: akap7
Product: A-kinase anchor protein 7
Exons: 11
Coding region: 489-2045 (518 amino acids)
Cellular component (GO): cytosol
Molecular function (GO): protein kinase A regulatory subunit binding
Source: RefSeq, a predicted model, not a curated record
UUUGAAAAUGUUUAUUUUAUUUUAUUUUUCUAGACCGGAAGUUUGAUAUUGUUUACAAAUGAAUGCUUCCGGUAGGUCCUGCUAGUUAGCGCGUUGGCAUGAAUAUUAUUUUGUGAUAUUUACCUUACCAGUUUUGAUACAAACACUACCACCUGCGUGCUUUUUGCGCCAGCUCGAUAUAAAAAAAGUAAGAAAAAUGUGCGCGUAUUUCGUUUAGUUUGAUAAACAGUAGCACAGCUCCGUUAGAGAGAGUUAGCUAACAGUUGUAUAGCUCAGCAGAUGUUCUGCAGCAUGGCUCUGAUAUAUUUCAACAGGUGUUGUAAAUGGAGGUAAAGUCAGUAUUUUGAGUUUCAUAAGAAGCUGCAGACUUGUGGGUUUGUUUGUUUUUUGUGGUAGUUGCAAUGUUGUUCUCUGUGAUGCCUACUUCAUACAUUUCUCUGUUUAAAAAUCUAAAAGUUUAUAUCUAAAAUUGAACAGACUUGUGUGUUAUGAUCUUCAGCCGUGUGAUAUUGAGCCUCGGGUCUAAGCGUUCACAAAGCGCGUGUUUACAGAGGAUAAGUGCUGUUAAUGAAGUGCUGCUUAGGAGUCAGCAUUCAGUAUCUGUCAGUUAUUCCCAACAAGCCAGAGCUCUUCGCCUCAAGCCGCUUGCACAGCGGUUCAGAUUUCAGGUGACAGCACCGUCCUAUCAUCAUCUGCUCACCGUGUGUGAUAUGCAGCCAGCCAGCAUCUCCUACGGAAGAGACACAACUGCAGUUGCAUCAGAUGAGGAUGAUGAGGGUGAUGAAAAUCUGGCAGGAAAGGAGGUCGGAGAAGAGCACAAGGACCUGAGAGAGAUGGUGAUGACUUCAGCCCAGACAGGGGCAGUCGGCAUGGAGGUCCAGGAAAGUCCUGCAGAUCCUGAAGCUGCCUCGGUGUCCACUCCUUCAGGAUCAAGUGAGAAGAAGACUAGAAGGAAGUUGAGGAGGGAGAGGAAGAAACUGAUGAAGAAAACGCUGAAGUCUUCUGAUACUUCUGAAAACUUAUUGUCAGAGCUUCCAUUUGCUUUGGCCAGCCCAACAACAUGGAAAGCACUAUUCCCCAGCCAAGAGUCAACUAAGAAAAAGAGAAAGAGAAAGCGAGGAGACAGCGAGGGCCGAGUGGACAGUGAGGACGAUGGGGACAAGAAGAAGAAAAAGAAAGAGAGCCAGCGACCCAAUUACUUUGUCUCCAUCCCCAUUACUAACACUCAGAUAAGUUCAGCUGUGAGUGAGGUCCAAGAGGCCGUGCUCCAGCAGGACCCCCGACUGGCCAAAGCUAUGAUCCCUGUCCCAACUCUUCACAUAACGCUUUUAGUCACUCAUCUUGCCAAUCAGGAGCAAGUAGACCUGGCGGCAGCGGUGCUGGCUCAGGUUGAGCCGUCACUGGCUGAGUUGCUGGGUGGGAGGGAUCUGGUCUUGCCCUUCUCAGGGAUAAGUCAUUUCAGGAAGGAGGUGGUGUUUGUCGGACUGGCCUCCGGACAACACAGACACACGCUGGACAGCUUGGCAGAGUUGUUGCGGAGCCGUUUUGAGGAGCAGGGGCUUCUGCAAGGAGACUGCCGAGGGUUUGAACCCCACCUCACCAUUAUGAAGCUGUCCAGAGCUUCAAAACUCCGAUCUCAGGGUAUAAAGCGUGUGGACCCGGCCCUUUACUCCAACUACACUGACAAAUUCUUUGGAGAUCAGACGGUGGAGCGGGUGGAUCUUUGUUCUAUGUUGAAGAAGAAGCAGCAAGAUGGAUAUUACCACACUGAAACGUCACUACAGCUCGAUUUGGUUCAGGCUCCAGUCCGUGCUAAACGCUCAAGUGGGCGUCGCCGGUCUGAGCCAGACGAGGCGGAGCUGCUGAAGGUCAGCAAGCGACUGGUCGAGGACGCCGUCAACCGCGCCUUGCAACAGUACAAACAGGAAACACUUCAGAAUGGGGGCGGUCCUAAUGCUGCCGCAGUGAAGCCCCCUGGAAAUACAGAGGAAACUGCUACAAAGACGAACACUACAGCCAACUCCAUCACAGUGAACAGGAAGUGACCUCACCCGACCGAGGCGCAGAGACUGAAAAACCAGCAGUCCGGACACCAUCAGCCAGGCUUGGUUAGACAUGAGAAGAGUCAGUAAGACCUGGGCACAAAGCUUGAACCAGCCAACCAGUCAGCCCACUUUGCUGACCAGCUAACCCAGCUAGCCAGCCACGCUAGCCACCCGCCCACCUGACCUAGCUCGACACAGUGCUAGUUAAAUAGGUAAUGUAGCUUGAAAUUAACGCCAGGUGACCGUCCUAACAGGCCAGCCUGUUUAGCCUGUUGACUUACCGCACCAACUCUGCUGUCCUACAUCUAACAGCGAGAGUUUCGUCCCUCCUUCUGCACUGAUCUGCAGGGGAGGGGUACAUGUUGGCACUCAAACCCAGAACACAGAUGUGAAGCACUCCUGUAGAGACACUCAUCCGUAUUUAAGGCUUCACUGUGACCCAUCACUGCAAAACUGCCCUUUUAGAAUAAGAAAAAUUAAGUUUUGUUUAUAGUUUAGUUUACCUUUUAAAAUGAACUUGAAAUGUCCUUUAUUUCCCUCUGAUAAUGAAAAAAAAAGCCUUUUGCUGAAACGGUUUCAGGUGAAGAGUCUUUCACCAUCCUUUAAACGUCUUCUGCCUUCAUAGACAGAAAAUCAUUUGUUCAUCUUUGUGGCUGAAGAGGCCGUGUGACCGGCUGGAUUCUUCAAACUUAAGUGUGAGACACGCGUCAGUAUGCUGGACUUGAAUCUGUGCAAGCUUCUGUUGCAUUUGGCAGUCCACUUAAAUAGAUCUUAUUUAUAUUUCUAGCAUUUUAUUUUAUCUUCUUCACGUCUGGUACAGAAACUGACAUAACCUGCCCCCACCCCACAGCUUUGCUUUUAGUGUCAUAUAUUACAGUUGCAUUACCAGAGUGUGUACUACCGAGGCAGCACCGAGACAAUCAUGGAGUUGAGAUAGAUUCACUUUGGAAACUUAAGUGAUGCUUUUGAGCAAAAUCCUAUAAAUCAACGUCCACUAAAAAUAAAUAAAAACACUAACUUUGGUGGCUUGGGGAUGCUACAAAAUAAAAUGAUGUGCUUCAGCGUAACAUUACACUAUGAGUUGCCAAAAACGUCUCUCCGUUAAUGCCAGAACCUUCAUGAUUAAAUCCUUGACAAGCUGUUAUUACUGUUAGACUUAAGUAUUUAUUUCAGAACUCGCCUUCCUCUCUAAUACAUCAGUGUGAUUUUUCUUUUUUUUUGUUUGAUUCUCUAUGAAAUGCAUUUUUAAAGAGCAGCACGCAGCACGUUGGUCAAUUGUUAAGUCUUUGACACAGGCUGGAGUCCGUUUGUUUGAGGCUCAGUGUUUUUGUUUUGGGGUGUAUCAGUAUGCUGAUGCUGAGAAGCAUCUGAUUCUGUAGUACUGUACAUGCAAGAGCUGUUAAAGGCAAGCAGUGAUUGAGAGUCCCACAAUAGCUCCUCACAGCUGAGAACCCCACAGCUCCUAAUUUCGCUGUCUUCCGUCUUUUUUUUUUAAUGUAAGCUUAAUGACAUAGGCCCUUAUAGCAUUGUGCUCAUGAAAUUCAUCCACUGUUAUUCAGAAAUACGUACGCACCAGUGUUAAAUUAGAUAUUACUGCAGGAAACAGCUAGAACAGUGAUUAUUUAAUCUGUUUAGCUGCUUUGUCUUACAGCUGAUUUACAUGAUUUAAUGUAAAAACAUAAAAAAUGAAGACGCUGGAUUUUAGUUUGUAUUUCGAAGGUGUACAAAGCACAAGAUUUUUGUAAUUUAUGUUUUUAAAAACUGGUUUCGGAUUUUACAGAGCAGGUUUAUACUGUUCAGAUCAAAGUGGCCUUCAGUCACUAAAACAAACUCGUGCGACUCUUGUUUUCUUGAAGGAUGUUUUUUACCCCGCGUGUGGGGUAGGUUCGGGGAUUUGCCAAAGUCUCUUAAACAUCAGCCUGAGGCUAAAGGGUUGGAUUCUUCAGUUAAAUGUUUUAAAAAAAAUUUAAAAGUCCACCAUAAAACAGAAUAUGUGUUAUUUCCAUUGUAAGAAAAAAGCAAGUGACUUUGAUUUUCAGCUGUUUGAGGAUUAAUUUCCCUGCAGUGAGAACAAGUGUGAGCUGCACUCUCAUCUCUGUGGAACCUACUUAAACGGUCAAUAACACAGACAGAUGGAAGGAGGAGGAGGAGGGGGGUAGCUGUCUUACGGUGGACUUUGAACAUUUUCUUUUCGCUUUUUUUUUGUUGUCACCAGGUCCUUAAUCUCCUUAAAAUCCCCUUUAAUACACAAGUUGUCCUGUUGGCCUGUUCAUGUGUCUGUGAAAGCGUGGAUGUGUUUGUCUGUGGGACGUUUGAUCAGCGGUUCCCCUGAGAAAUUCUUGUCUGUAUCAAUCAUGCAAACUCAGACUUGCGUGUGUGUGUGCGUGUUUGAACAAGCGUACAAAUAUGUCUUCUCUGUUUGCCUUUCCAUGUUUCCACGUGUAUGUCCGACUGAGUGGGUGUGUUGUUUGUACUGUGUUGUAUAUCUUGUUCUGCCAUAUUUGAACAAUAAAACAGGAUAUGAGAUUCAGAACUAA